Polistes canadensis is the source of this 1989-nucleotide messenger RNA. It is a transcript of the gene vimar, whose product is annotated as rap1 GTPase-GDP dissociation stimulator 1-B. Lineage: Eukaryota; Metazoa; Arthropoda; Insecta; Hymenoptera; Vespidae. Gene Ontology annotation, biological process: positive regulation of GTPase activity. Gene Ontology annotation, cellular component: cytosol. The record is from RefSeq and is a predicted model, not a curated record. The transcript has 10 exons. Bases 102 to 1961 code for a protein of 619 amino acids. Gene Ontology annotation, molecular function: protein binding; guanyl-nucleotide exchange factor activity.
CAGUAAUAGAAUUUGCAUGAGAAAAGCCUAAGUAGCUUCCAUAUACACUUACAUUCCAAUAUAUAUUGAAUAUUUGACAAAAAGUGAAUCUUGAAGCGUAAAUGGAAGGAGACAGUCAAUAUAACAUUGUUACAAUUGUUGCUGAUCUGAGAAAUUUUAUCAAAAUUAGAAAUGAAACCGAAAAAAGCAAAAAUACUGAUGUCAUGCAAAUAUUGGAUUCUUUGAUUAAGGAAAAUUCAAUCCAAGAAGUAAUAGACCUCCUUCCUAAUGAUACUAUUUUAAUGUUGUUGAGGGACAAAUCUAAAGAAAUUGUUGCACAAACAGCAAAAGCUAUUGCAGAAAUGACCAAAACUAAUAAGGGAAGAGAAAAAUAUACAAAUACAGAUAUAGUAGAAACGUUAAUGGAAUUAUUGAAAGAAGACAACAUCAAUAUAUUGAUACAAACUUCUAGAGCUCUUGGGAAUAUAUGUUAUGAAAAUAAAAAUGGAAAAGUUAUGAUUAAGGAAAAAGAUGGCUUAAAAUAUAUUUUACAAAUGUUGAAAAAAGCAACCGAUUUAAAAGAUACCGAAAGUGCCGAUACGUUAAGAAAAGUGGCAAGUGGAUUACUAUGGAAUUUUCUUGUAGAUCAAGAAUCCUUGCAACAACAGGCAUUAGAAGAGAACAUCGUUCAAGUUCUUUGUAACAUACUAGAAAUCGACGGUGCUACUGCAGAGGAAACAAUCACACAUGUUUUAUUGACAUUGGGCGUAUUAAAUGAUGCUAAUGUAACAUUUUUGGAUAAAAAAUUAAUUAAAAUUAUAGUAAACAUAUUAAGUAAUAGUACAUCUCUGGAAAUAUCUGAAAUGUGUUUAGAACUUCUCUAUGAUCAAGCUGAUGACGAUGAGAUUAAACUAUUCCUUACAGAAGCAAACAUUCCUGAAUUACUUUUAAAGCUUAUAAAAACUCAUGGACCACAAUGUACAAGUGAAGAAACAAGAUCUGUUCUUAAAGUUGCAUGUAAUUUAAUUGUUUUGAUAUUAACAGGAGAUAAUAGUAUGAACAUAUUAUAUGAUAAUGGUAAAGGUACAGUUUACAACAAUUUUGUCAAAUGGUUAGAUAGCAAUGACGAAGAUUUUCAAGUAACGGCUGUAUUAGCUAUGGGAAAUUUUGCACGCACAUACACCCAUUGUAAGCUAAUGGUAGAACAGGAUAUUCAUAAGAAGUUAUUACAAUUAAUUCAGAAAAAUGAUAGCAAAAAUAGUGAUAUUAGAUUUCAGCAUGCCUUACUGAGUGCUCUUCAUAAUCUUGUCAUUCCGAUUGAUAAUAAACCUAUUAUAUUAAAGGAUGGUUUAAUUGACAUUUUAUACCCUAUGUUGGAUAUACCAACUUUUCCAAUAGUAUUCAAAUUAUUGGGAACUCUGAGAAUUGUAAUCGAUGGACAAAAGGAAGCUGCUAUAUCUUUAGGGAAAAAAGAAGAUCUUAUUAAAAGAACCGUGGUAUGGUGUGGUACAGAUGAUCACCCAGGAGUACAAGGUGAAGCUCAUCGUUUACUUGCAUGGCUAAUUAAUAAUAGCAAAGAUAAAGAUGUUGCUCUGAUAAUUAUCAAAUAUAGUGGUACUCAAUAUCUGAUAAAAAUGAUAUUAGCAGAACAUGCUUUAAUGCAAAAUGAAGCUAUUUUAAGUUUAACUUAUUUAGCUACUAUCUGUCCAAUAGAAUUGAAAGAUGCUCUUAUUGAAAAUAACAUUGGAAAUGUUAUAUGUACGUUUUUUAAAGAAAGUGCUUCUAAAUUAGAAUUGCCCAUUAUUUGUAAUAUGUUCUCUUUUAUUGACAGUAUUAUUAAAUCAGAUAUUAUUAAACAACAUCUAAACAAUACUGCAGGAUUAAAAACAGCAUUGAAGAAUGUACUUGAUUACAAAUAUGUUGAUUCUACUUUGAAAGAGAAAAUUAAUGUUAUAUCGAAUACUAUUGAUGCUGAUACUUAAUUAAAUUAAUAAAAUUGUGAAUAUGGUU